This is a messenger RNA of Oncorhynchus masou masou (cherry salmon), 993 nucleotides long. It is a transcript of the gene commd8, whose product is annotated as COMM domain containing 8. Bases 64 to 594 code for a protein of 176 amino acids. The transcript is spliced from 5 exons. The record is from RefSeq and is a predicted model, not a curated record. NCBI's taxonomy places the organism in Eukaryota, Metazoa, Chordata, Actinopteri, Salmoniformes, Salmonidae.
AUGUGAUCACUUAUCAGCUGAUUCGUGACGUUUUACAAGGAAGGCGAAACUCGACAACAAAACAUGGUACAUUUACUUGCCAAAUUACUCCCUGAAGAAUGCCCAAAACUAUUACACAGGGUGGUGGAUAGUGUAUGUGGGCGGGAGUCCCCUCGGAUGGCAGACUAUGGUGACAUGUGGACCCUUGUAGAAUGGAUGGAGGUCCUCGACUCCCUCUCCUCUCUGUUCCGGCUCGCCGUCGGUAAGAACACCCCAGAUGAAGAGGUGCUGGCAUCGUUGGCAGACGUGGGCCGGGGGUACGGUGAGGCAGUGCUGACCGUCCUGAGGGCCAGACGGGAGGAGAUCCGCCAGGCGCUGGUGGAGAGGACCAAUAACGUGUCUAGCUCCACCCUCCAGGACUUUGACUGGCAUAUAAAGCUGGCAUUGGCCAGCGAUAAGAUCUCGUCUCUCCAGACCCCUCUACUCAACCUCAGUUUGGACGUGAAGGAGAACGGGGCCCUGAAGCCUGUGUCUGUCGAGAUGAACCGAGAGGAAUUACAAACACUCAUCAGCUCAAUGGAGGCUGCCAAUAAGGUGGUACUACAGCUGAAGUGAUGGUGGCGAUAGACAUUUAUUUCACUGUGCCCUUUCAUCUAUGGCUCUUAAGGGGACGUGCAAUUUCAUCAUAGAUGGACACUGAACUAUGAUGCAGUGUCUUUCUGGAAACAGUGGUCUGAUCCAGAUACAGCUUUUAGCCUUCAACCCCCUUAGGCACUGAUUCCUACGCUUCCCCUAAUGAAUUCAAAAUCAUUGAAUUUGUGUAAGCAUGGGAUUGUGGGUGUUGCGCCAUAUUCCAUUUAUUUUCAAUCCAUGAGGGGGUGUGAAUGAGUGCACAUUUUAGGGAAAAGGAUAUAGAAUCACACUGCAGCCUAAGAGACUGCAGUAAGAAGUAGUCUUUUGUGCUGUUUUUUUUGUAAUCCAUUCUAUUACUGUGUAAUAAAUAUUAACGUUUGA